UGUCAUUAUUUAAACAGAUUUUUUUAAGAUAAUCAGCUAAUGUAUGUUAAAGAUCCGUUUAAAUAAUGACAGAAGUAGAGAAGAAAAUAUUUUUAAAGGCCGUUAAAUAUAAGGGAAUUUUUACAGAAUAGACCCCAUUAUGAGUGAUAAUUGAACGGCGACCUUUACUAUUUGAAAAUUUUAAGCCAGUAAACAAACCUUCUAUAAAUGCCUGACGAGCAUUUGUAACAUGUUUAUCUUGCCAAAGUUUUGUUUACAAAAUGUCCUUCAUUUAUCCAUGUUUCAUCCAAAUAAAAAAUAUUUUUGUCUUCUAUUCUAAUUUCCCUUAAAUAUUGCCUCCUCCAACAAAUAAUUUCAUCUUCCUCUAUGAGCGCAGAUUUUCUAUCGUUCUUUUUCCAAACGAAGUCUAAUUCAUGUAAAGUUUUCCACAAUAUGUCUCUUUUAGGCAAGGCGCAAAUUGAGACACGUAUAGCACGUGUGAGGUGACGUGACACGAGAGACACGACUCGUACGUGCUACAUGUGCUGCGUGGUGAUCCGCAUAUUGAGACACACGGUUUCAAAUAGGAAACGGCGGGGUUUGGAUUUGAUUGGACAUUUUUGACAAACAAACGAAACAAUGUCUGGUAUCUAUGGUCUGGUAUUAUUGAACUCAAGUUCUGAAACAGAAUCGGAUGAUACUGAAGAGGAAAUGUUGUUUUAUUCCUUGAUGAAAAAGAAAUUUAAAUCCCUUAAUAAAUUUAUUCUGUCGAAGAGAAAAAACAGUGGACAAUUUACAAUUACAACUAAAAUAAGUGAUGCUGAUUUUACUAAUUAUUUCCGAAUGAAUCGGAACCAGUGUGCUGAAGUACAUGAGAUGAUCCGACAAGGCAUCACCCCAAAUCCGAUUUUUUCAGUAACUCAAAGCCAUUUCUUAAAUCCCAGUGACAUUACUACAGGGGAUAUAUUGUGGAUGCAAUGGCGAGUAAUCAUCCUGAUACCUAACUCGAAAUUGUCUGUCGGUUGAGUAUGAUUUAAGAAAUAAAUAAAACUCUUGCGAAAUUUUAUUUUUUAAUUUAUAUAGCACACCUUAUCUUGGCUUCGAGGUCUCUUCUAAUUUUAUCUACCACUGGAUGCACCUGUUCAGCAAUCAUUAUGAUAAAUUUUAUUUUGAAAAUAAUUCAAUGAAUUGACUUCAUUUUGUUUUGACACUCAUAUCAAUAGUUGUCAUUACGACACUUGUUUUACAAUAAAAUCAUAUUAAGGAAGCAACUAGAUUCCAUUACUUUUUGCAAAUAAUUUUGUAAUAUUAAAAUUAUAAUUUUUCUGCGAUGUUUUGUUUUUAUUAAUAUUCUUUAACGUUAUUUAUUCAGUAUAGCAGAUAGGUAACAAUCUGUCCUAAAAUAAAUCGGAUUAUCAUAGACUUACCUCUAUAUAACUUACAAUUUUAGCUUUGGCUAACUUGUUGACAUUAUGAAUUUCUCUUAGCACUUAAUUUAAUGGUUAUUUAUUUUCAUUUCCAUAUUUAUUUAAUUUAAAAAAAUAUUUUAUGAAGGUCCUCAGCCAUUAACUAAUUAAAAUAAACUCCAAGAAAAUAUAU
Messenger RNA from Psylliodes chrysocephalus, 1578 nucleotides. NCBI's taxonomy places the organism in Eukaryota, Metazoa, Arthropoda, Insecta, Coleoptera, Chrysomelidae. The record is from the annotation of a GenBank genome assembly.